Messenger RNA from Gongylonema pulchrum, 600 nucleotides. The record is from the annotation of a GenBank genome assembly. Lineage: Eukaryota; Metazoa; Nematoda; Chromadorea; Rhabditida; Gongylonematidae.
AUGGGAGUUCCCGGUUGUCGGCCAAUCAAGCAAGAGAAGGCAGAAAAGCCUAAGAAGAGCAUUACCUCAGAGGAGGAAAGCGCGCCACUGAAUAAUGCUGCGAAUGAGACUGCAGCAGCGGACUGCGGUGUGCCAAGUGUCAGCGAACCGUGUGAUGAAUUAAUGGAAGUCGAUGAAAAUAUUAUUGAAGGCCUAAGUAAUGAGGAAGAACCAAUGGAAAUUGAUUUCGUUGUCGGAGAAGUGCAAGCCUUUCGUCGUGACUAUUAUUUUUGUCCAGAUAUAAUUUCAAAGGAUGUUGAAACGAUUACGAAUUCCACAAAAUGCAUGGGUGGUGAUGGAGCUGGCAAAAGUGCAAUUGUGAUAGUUUUUGAUACGAGCUGUCUUUUACAGGAUACAACAUUGCUCACUCGUUGCAUCCAACGGCUCUACCACGCUGUUAUUCCCUAUACGGUCGUGAGAGAGUUGGAUGGCUUGAAAAAAUCGGUAUGUUUCUACUACUGGUGCUCUGUUUUCGCAGUUGUUUCAAGUAUUUCUUCGAAGGAGGCGGGAGUGAGUUCCCUCAUUCUGUACACGCUCGUUACUCUUCGUCUGCUGCUUUAG